CGUGCUGCCUGCGUUCAGUUUUUAACCUGCGAGCUACCCCGUUUAUUUUAUCCGCGUCCAUUUAUUGGUUGUACCAAAUAUGGCGCUUCUCAUUGCUGACAGUAUCAUUUCUUGACUCUUGGACAUGUAUCCCGAAAGUUAUCACCCUCUCAGCAAAACCUUGUGCAUGGAGAAUAGAAUGUCUUGUGUGUGCGAGGGGCGCGUGUUCACGAAAUCAAACACUUGGUCAAGAGUUGUGCAAGCCUCCCAAGUUGUCCAAUACUGCUUGUGGGUAUAAAUGACAUGUUAUCCCCACACCGGUUAAAUGUACUUUGGCAAUAUUAUGUUUCUUUGGUUCCUCAUCCUUUGAGAAGGAGGGUUGCCCUUUAUGCUUGUCCACUGUGACCUGCGGCAUACACACUCAAAUGGUUAUUGCACGAAGCGGAUUCAAAACUCUUUAUUUUCUUUGUUAACAACCUAUAAUGUAAACCACUGUCACUGUACUCUCUUUGGUGUAUAUUUUUCUUUGUGGUACUAAUAUCACCACCUAAUUGUAUGGGUGAAAACACGUCCUGAUUUUGUCCAUCCAAAUUCUAAAGGUUAGGUUUAAUGAAUCCAUCAUGCUAUUCAGUCCAGUAGUCUCAAAUUAUAUACAGAGUUCCGUGUCAUAAUUUAAUAUUGGUCUUUCUAGUUGUUGUUCAUGUAACAUACUUCGUUUAAAAUGUUUCCCCAUGGUGCUGCCGCCGCUCCCUCAGGCCGCGUUGUCGUCAACAGGAUCCUUCGCCGGGACAACUUCGGGCGUUGGAUAUUGGUGGACAACUUCCUUCCCGUGUCCAAGCAGCACGCGUCGCACCCAAACCGAGGAGAAGCAACCGUGCAGGAGGAAACAAUGGAACCGCAGCCCGCAGCGGCAGCCACGCCUCCAGCCCAGCGGGAGUGCAUUCAAGAGCUCGACCUGAAGGACCUGUGCGAGGCGACGCCGGAAGAACGACGGGAGGAGAAGGCAGCCACACUGCAACGCUUGCGGCAGCGAGGGGUUCGGCGGUUGACCAACGUGUGGUGCGAGCGAGACCCUGACUGGGUCCUGGCUGUCCUGCGUGGUGCCGCGCCCACGCUGGAGGAGAUUUCCGUCUGGAACCCCGACGAUGCCCACCUUGGGGUGGUGCACGCCAUGCCCGAACUGCGGCGGAUGUGGCUGGAAUCCUCCGAGGCCCCGAACGCGCCGCCUGCCGUGCUGCCCGCUCUGCAGCGGGGCGGCCUCAAGUGGCUGCGCGUGGGUGCACUGGCUGGGCCCAGCCUGGUGUCGCUGCUGCAGACCCACAGUGCGACCCUAGAGGUGCUGUGGCUGCAGGGCAAUCGCGAGGACCUGCCCGACCUGCUGCGCCAGAGCGGUCUCCGCGGCGCGCGGAUCAUCCUGUGGGACUUCAUCCACUACCCGUUGCGCUGGCACAGCAUGUACAGGUGCCGGGAAUGGCUCUCCCCAUUGCAGCGCACACUGCCCGAAGCCGUGGUGGAGUGCCAAACGUGUGGCAAGGUCCCGUGGGAACGGUUUUAGAGCCAGACCUCGAUCAUCGUUUAUGAUGUUCUCCAGUUUUGUACUGUUUUCGGAAUGUGCGUGUCGGAUUGUGUCGAAUAAUUGUGUCUAAUUAUUGUGUCGAAUUAUAUCCAUAGAGCAUA
Thrips palmi is the source of this 1656-nucleotide messenger RNA. RefSeq lists its product as uncharacterized. The transcript is spliced from 4 exons. NCBI's taxonomy places the organism in Eukaryota, Metazoa, Arthropoda, Insecta, Thysanoptera, Thripidae. The record is from RefSeq and is a predicted model, not a curated record. Bases 701 to 1534 code for a protein of 277 amino acids.